Messenger RNA from Xiphophorus maculatus (southern platyfish), 5279 nucleotides. RefSeq names its product collagen type IV alpha 1 chain (gene col4a1). The coding region runs from base 129 to 5060 and encodes 1643 amino acids. The record is from RefSeq and is a predicted model, not a curated record. The transcript has 52 exons. NCBI's taxonomy places the organism in Eukaryota, Metazoa, Chordata, Actinopteri, Cyprinodontiformes, Poeciliidae. Gene Ontology annotation, molecular function: extracellular matrix structural constituent. Gene Ontology annotation, cellular component: collagen trimer; basement membrane.
CACAUCGUCUCGGACAAAGAUGCAGCUGAACGCACCGUUCGUGCUCCGCAGAUAAACCGCGAGUUAACCGAGGACAGAGGCAGAGGAGCGGGUGAAAGGGGCUGAUUGAGCGCGCCGCAGUUUCCACGAUGCUGUCACCGUCCGGCGCGCUGCCGCCGCUGCUGCUGCUGCUGGCGGCUCUCUACUGCAGCUUAGACCUGACGCGGGCUGAGGGUUGUGGAGCUUCAUGUGGAAAAUGUGACUGCAGUGGAGUGAAGGGAGCCAAGGGUGAGCGUGGAUUUCCUGGCCUUCAGGGUAAUAUGGGAUUCCCAGGAAUGCAGGGGCAUGAGGGCCCUCCUGGGCCAAUGGGCCCCAAGGGAGAUUUAGGAGCACCUGGAGCUCCGGGACUAAAAGGAGUGCGAGGUCCUCCUGGUCUGCCAGGGUUUCCAGGGAACCCAGGGCUACCAGGCCUCAAUGGAAACGACGGUCCGCCAGGUGCGCCUGGAAUCCCAGGAUGCAAUGGGACCAAAGGCGAAAGAGGAAUGGACGGCAUUAAUGGUUUUCCAGGACUUCCAGGGCCGCCUGGCCUCCCAGGUCUGGAAGGAAUGAAAGGAGAUCCUGGUGGUGUGAUUGGGAUUAUCCCCCUUAAAGGAGACAGAGGGGUUCCUGGCUCACCUGGACGACCUGGGCCACCUGGAAUCUUUGGACCAAUUGGACCUCCGGGACCCAGAGGAUACCCAGGACUUAAAGGGGAUUCUGGACCUCCCGGCCCUCCAGGAGAGAAAGGUGACAGGUUGGCCUUUGUGAGUGAAAAAGGAGAUAAGGGUGAACGAGGACUCAGAGGCCCACCUGGGCCCCCUGGACCACCUGAAGAAGUUAUAGGACAGACCACAGUUCUUGUACCGGGACCACGGGGGGAGAAAGGACUGAAGGGUGACAGAGGCGAGAAAGGCUUCUGUCUCCCUCAUCAGAAAGGAAUCAAAGGUGAACAAGGCCCACCUGGACCAAGAGGUAAACCUGGUAAAGAUGGAGAGUUUGGGAUAAAGGGAGAAAAAGGUUCCUCAGGAGUUCCUGGAUUCCCUGGUUUGUCGGGAGAGAAAGGAGAAAAAGGACCACCGGGUUAUGCUGAAGGUCCACCUGGCCCUCCUGGCCCACCUGGUCUCCCAGGGAAAUCGGGAGAAAAAGGUUUUCCUGGCCCUCAGGGAGAGGCUGGCCCACCAGGCCGCUUCAUCGAGGGUGCCCGUGGAGAACCUGGGAAGAAAGGAGAAACGGGUGAGAAAGGUGACAGCGGCAGAGAUGGAGAAUCUCUUGCUGGGCCACCGGGAAGACCAGGGCCCGUCGGACCCCCGGGGCCACCAGGAUUAGCACCUGACCCUGAAGAGUGUAAUAUGGAGAAAGGAAACCCUGGUCCACCUGGAUCUCCUGGAUUAUCAGGGGAGGAGGGACAAAAAGGUGAUAAAGGAGAAGCUUGUGUUAGUUGUGAUGGUCAACCUGGACCACCUGGCCCUGCAGGCGUUAAAGGAGAGCAAGGACCACCAGGCGCAGUUGGAGGUAAAGGAGAAAAGGGUCGCUCUGGGCUACCUGGAGAACCUGGAACACCUGGUUCUUCAGGAUCUCCUGGACUGAUGGGGGCUCCUGGUGCUGUAGGGGAACCUGGAGACAUUUUCAUAGCACCUGGUUAUAAAGGGGAGAAAGGUGUUUCUGGACGUCCUGGAUUACAGGGACAACCUGGCAGGGAAGGACAGCCAGGGAGAGACGGACUCCCGGGUCAACCGGGCCUCAAAGGAGAACCUGCCAAAGAAGGCAUUAAAGGUGAACGUGGCCCAGACGGUGACCCCGGCCUCAUGGGGCCUCCUGGAGAAAGGGGCCCCCCUGGUGUUCCAGGGUUUGGCCGGCCAGGUGGUCCAGGAGAGAAAGGAAGUCAGGGACAGCCAGGCCGUCCAGGAAGUCCAGGACAGCCCGGUCUGAAAGGAGAGCCAGGUAAAGGUAUUAGCACUCCGGGACCCCCGGGGCAGCCUGGACCAAGGGGAGCUAGUGGCUUCCCUGGACUUCAAGGUGACAGAGGUGAAACAGGUGUCCAAGGUCUGCCAGGCUUUCCUGGAGUAAAGGGAGAACAAGGACCACCUGGAAUCGGCUUUCCUGGCCCAGCGGGUGUCAAAGGUAUCAGUGGAAUCCCUGGAGCCCCAGGACUCCCUGGAGAGCCAGGGAGACCAGGACAGGACGGCUCAACUGGAAAAGCUGGUCCACCUGGACAAAAGGGUGAGCCUGGACGGGGUCUUCCAGGACCGAAAGGUGCGCAGGGCCACCAAGGAGUCACAGGCUUUCCCGGAGAUAAGGGUGGCAUGGGACUCCCAGGUAUUCCCGGCUCAGAAGGACACACAGGUCCUCCGGGACCUCAGGGAGUUAAAGGUGACGUCGGACCUCCGGGACCACCCGGUCAGGUCGGCCAAUCGGGUGCUCCGGGGAAAGGUUUGCCUGGACCACAAGGACCUCAAGGACCACGUGGAGAAACAGGACCUCAUGGGAGAGAAGGUAUAAAAGGAGAAAAGGGCCAUCCUGGCUCUCCAGGCCUCGAUAUGCCGGGACCUCAGGGAGACAAAGGAGCCGCUGGCUUCCCAGGAGACCCCGGUACCAAAGGACUGCCGGGUCUGCCAGGCGUACCCGGCCGAGACGGGUUAAUAGGGUACCAAGGUUCCAAAGGUGAAAUGGGGGUUAUGGGAAUUCCAGGAACGCCGGGAUUCCCAGGACCACCCGGGCAACCUGGGUCGCCUGGUCUGAGAGGGGAUCCUGGUGUUACUGGACCGAGAGGAGAGUCUGGGAAAGAAGGAGAGAAAGGUGAAAGGGGAGAGGAGGGUCCGCCAGGUCCUCCAGGAAACCUCACUCAAACUGACAUGGAGCAUAUGAAAGGGGAAAAGGGAGACAUUGGAGACCCAGGUGACCGCGGUUCUGCCGGAGAGAGGGGCCACCCUGGCAUUCGAGGAGAACAGGGAAUGGCUGGCAAAGACGGUGAACCUGGAUCACCUGGCCAGCCAGGUCAGAAAGGAGAUCCCGGUUUUCCUGGAGAUCCUGGUACCAUGGGACCUCCAGGGCCAAAAGGCGGCGUAGGGGAGAUGGGAAUACCAGGUCCAGUUGGUCCAAAAGGUUCCAAAGGAGACAUCGGUACAGCGGGUCAUCCUGGGUUCAGAGGCACAGAUGGUGAAAAAGGAGACCCGGGACUACCUGGCGAGCCGGGUAUUGGUGUCCCUGGAUUUCCAGGAGACAAGGGCAGGACAGGUGAGCCAGGACUUCCAGGAUACCGUGGAGACAAGGGUGAGAAGGGUCAGGAGGGAAUGCCUGGCAAACCCGGCCUGCAGGGACCAAAGGGUGACAAAGGAGGCGCUGGGUACCCAGGUCAGUCAGGCAGGCCAGGCGAGAAGGGCAAUCCUGGACUUCCUGGAUCUGUCGGAGAGGCCGGUCGUGAAGGUCGCCCUGGCGAAGGUGGCCGGCAGGGACCUCCGGGUCCCCGCGGAGAUAAGGGUGAGCCUGGACAGGACGGCAUCCCUGGAUCCUCUGGGGAGAGAGGAGACCCAGGUUUGCCAGGUCUUGGUGUGCCUGGACGUCCUGGAGCUCUCGGUGAAAGAGGUGAAAAAGGUGAUCCGGGUCUUCCCGGCAUGCCUGGUCAAUCAGGUGUCCCUGGUAUUAAAGGAGAAAAGGGUCCUCCUGGACCUCAAGGACAACAGGGGGAGCCAGGAGAGCGAGGUCUUCCCGGCAUCUCGCUGGAAGGCCCCAAAGGAGUUCAGGGAGCAACAGGGCCCGCCGGAGGAACAGGAACACCAGGGGCACCAGGACCUGCUGGAGUGCCAGGCAGAGAGGGCCAACAGGGCGAGAAAGGUGAUGCAGGUCGGCCUGGUUAUCAGGGAGAGUCGGGGCAAAAGGGCGACUCUGGAUCUCCUGGAUUUCCUGGGCCACCCGGCCUCCCAGGCAUCAACGGCCAGAAGGGCGAGCGAGGAUUACCGGGAGUUGCAGGCUUCCCAGGCACAAAAGGUACUCUGGGUGACUCUGGAUUUAAAGGCGGAGCGGGUGACAGAGGCUUCCCUGGAGAAAAAGGUAAUGAAGGCCCCCCUGGUCCACCCGGCCCCAAGAUCUUCAUCAAAGGAGACACUGGACUCCCUGGAGAUCAGGGUUUCCCUGGACCUCAGGGACCACCGGGCUUUCCUGGGCAGAAAGGAGAGCAAGGUGUGACGGGUAUUCAGGGUCCAAAAGGUGAAACCGGCAUCCAUGGAUUUGAUGGUCAGUCAGGCGCCAAAGGAGAACCUGGUGUGCCGGGGCCACAAGGACCCAGAGGAUAUCCAGGUCCACCGGGACCGGACGGUGUUCAAGGUCAACUGGGUCCGCCUGGCCCGUCGUCCAUGGACCAUGGUUUCUUAGUAACACGCCACAGCCAAAGUGUGGAGGUGCCACUGUGCCCUGGAGGUACCACUCAAAUAUAUGAUGGCUACUCGUUGCUCUAUGUGCAAGGCAAUGAGCGCUCCCAUGGACAAGACUUAGGUACGGCAGGCAGUUGCCUCCGAAAGUUCAGCCCCAUGCCGUUCUUGUUCUGCAACAUCAACAACGUUUGCAACUUUGCGUCUCGUAACGAUUACUCCUACUGGCUCACCUCACCGGAGCCAAUGCCCAUGAACAUGGCGCCCAUCACCGGGGACAGCAUCAGGCCCUUCAUCAGCAGGUGUGUUGUAUGUGAAGCUCCGGCCAUGGUGAUCGCAGUCCACAGCCAGACAAUCAGGAUCCCGCCUUGCCCUCAAGGCUGGAACUCUCUGUGGAUCGGCUACUCCUUUGUCAUGCACACCAGCGCAGGUGCUGAGGGUUCAGGUCAGGCGUUGGCCUCUCCUGGUUCCUGUCUGGAGGAGUUUCGCAGCGCCCCAUUCAUUGAAUGUCACGGUCGAGGAACCUGCAACUACUACGCCAACUCCUACAGCUUCUGGCUCGCCACCAUCGAGACAGAGGACAUGUUUACGAAACCCGUCCCGACGACGCUCAAAGCAGGCAGCCUCCGAACACACAUAAGCCGCUGUCAAGUGUGCAUGAAGAGGACAUUCACUUAAAACCAGAGGCCUUCCUUUCUUUUAAAACAUGGACAGCAAUGCAUCGACAUCCUCAACUUAGCUUUACUUCCUGUUCUGAUGGUGCUAUUUCCCUGUGUGUCGUGUGUGAAUGGAGAGGAACAAGAGACGCGAGUCGCAAAACAUCCAGCGACUGAACAUUAUAAAGCAAACAGAGACCAUGGGGCUUUUUGAAAUCUUUUUUUUUUUUUUUUGCUCCUA